This is a messenger RNA of Lactuca saligna, 936 nucleotides long. The record is from the annotation of a GenBank genome assembly. NCBI's taxonomy places the organism in Eukaryota, Viridiplantae, Streptophyta, Magnoliopsida, Asterales, Asteraceae.
GUUAAAAUAUGGAUAGAAAUGGGAGUCCGUUUUCUUUAACUGGAACCUAAUAUUCUAAUGAUCUACAAAACGAAGCGAUUGAAAGAAAGAGAAAUAUGGCGGACAAAGAGAAAAUGGUAUACGAUUCUUCAUCGUCUUCUCGUGAUCAGAGCAACGUAGAGGAAGAAGAUUUGAUGGCGUUCUAUGGGUCCGAAUCCGGGUGGGUCGAAGCCCGUACCCAUUGCGAUCAUUUGGAUACACUCUCAUCGGAUCUAACCCACAUUCCGACACCAGACACUCCCUGUAACAGGUGCCAACAUCCAGCUGAGAAUUGGAUGUGUUUAAGCUGUAAGGAUGUUUUGUGUAGCCGAUUCAUCAACAAGCAUAUGCUCGAGCAUUAUCAACAACAAAAUCAUAGUGUAGCAUUAAGUUACAGUGAUCUAUCAGUUUGGUGUUUUUCUUGCAAUUCGUAUUUGGAUGCUGAGGUUAUCCUUCCUCUUCGUUCUGUUCAUGAAACUGCUUACAUAUUGAAAUUUGGUGAAGCUCCACCAUUUCGGACUAUUGAAUGUUUGGAAGUAGGAGAUAACAAAGUAAAUGGCUCCACAUCAGGAAAUUAGUAGUCUUUCUUCUUUUUGUGAGGAUGAGGUUAUAUUCGAAAUCUUGUUUUAUGCUUAUUUUAUAUGAAAGUAUCUAAAAAAAACUCUUGGAUGGGUUUUACUUAAGAACGAAAAUGAUGUGUCUUGCCAUUUAGACUAUAUAUCACAUGGAGUGAGGAGGGCAUUCAUGUUUUUUGCACACGAAAUAUGAACACUGUUGACUUUUUUUUUUUGGAUGGGACAAAAAUUGCAAUUUUUGCUCGUCUAAAUUCUGUUUUGUUUAUUGGAAAAGCCAAGCAAAUCGAUACAAUAUGCAAAUGGAUUUGUUUAGUUUCAUCCAUUUCUCGUUUCAAAUUUAAAC